Messenger RNA from Bufo gargarizans (Asiatic toad), 5378 nucleotides. RefSeq lists its product as uncharacterized. Gene Ontology annotation, biological process: proteolysis; DNA integration. Gene Ontology annotation, molecular function: nucleic acid binding; aspartic-type endopeptidase activity; RNA-DNA hybrid ribonuclease activity. The coding region runs from base 1 to 5364 and encodes 1787 amino acids. The transcript has 3 exons. NCBI's taxonomy places the organism in Eukaryota, Metazoa, Chordata, Amphibia, Anura, Bufonidae. The record is from RefSeq and is a predicted model, not a curated record.
AUGCCCAUGCAAAUUAAACUUAGCUUGGCCAGAGACCUUGAUCUCAAAGCUCCCUUGGACAGUGUUCUCCGAAGGUGGGGGCCGCUGCUGCUGCCAGUGAGUGAUCCUAUCAUCUCAGCGUCCACCUGCGAGCUGCCGUCUGUAAGCUGUGAUGUGAUCCAGUGUUCUCCGAAGGUGGGGGCUGCUGCUGCCACCGCGAGCAGCAAGAAUUCCAAGAAUUCAUCAGAGGUCGCGACGCUGCAGAAAGGUCAAAUCCUUAACAAAUGUCAAAUAAGUGAUCACCCUAAUUUUUUAUGUGAUUUGUUUCAGAUAGAAGGCCGAUAUUUUCUUGAUUCCUAUCUCCAAGAUGAACUUAUCGGACCAAUCAGGGGUUUACUUGACACAGGAUCACAAGCCACUAUAUUGUCAUAUAGUCAUUUCCAACAGGUAUUGGGGGUGACAGCAAAGAAGCCGAAACUGAAAUCGUUUGAUGGCUCUUUGAUAAGUGUCGGCGGAGAAGCUUUGCAGGUAAAAGGUACAUCAUGGUUAAAAUUCAAAAUUGGUAAGAAGAUAAUUAGACAUCCCACUCUGAUCGUGGACCUUCCCUAUGAUCGGCUGAUCAUAGGAAUUGACCUCCUGAGAAGAUUGAGUUCCAUAGUAGAUUUCAUCAAUGAAGCCGUCUGGACUCAGGUGAAGGCACCCAUUGCCUAUGAGUACUCUUGCAAUGCACAAUCCCAACGUAAUUGUCAUGUGAUUGAGGAAAGGUUUAACUCUGUUGAAGUUCAUUUUAGGAACAAUCAAACACCGGAUGUCACAAUCCUGAAAAAUGGUAAACCCGAGGAAGCCGUCAGCAGUGCCGCACAUACCAUAACCAUCCAGAAGGACAGAAUUGAAAAGGUAACCCUGGAUGGGGAUGCAUUAACUAUUUCUCUUAAAGGGAGAAGUUCCGAAGUCGCGGACCUGACCAGGCAUACUCAAUCCAUGGUACGGAUUGAGAAGAUUAAUGAUAACUUAUUGAUUCCCGUACAGGUGAACAAUAUGGCCCGGGUGAAAUACGCCAAGAUGGAUCUGAAAUCCGAAGCCAGUUACAUAAGCCUAAGUCUGUUGAAACAGAUCGCUAAUCCUAAAAUGAUUAAAGUUUCCUCUCCACAGGACCAAUGGGUUCAUGAUCUGGAUGGAGAUUCCCAGAGUCAUAAUGUGAUUGCAAGAUGUCUUUUGUCUAUUUCCAUAGGAGAUAAAACCACAGAACAUUUAUUCAUUGUGUUGAAUGAACCACGGUACCAGCUGUACAUAGGUAAUGACCUUCUACACCGAUUUGCCGUGCAGAUUGAUCUGGUCAACAAUACUCUAUGGUCCAGAUUACCUGGGAACCCGGAGGGAUUCCAGGAUGAGGAGCAAACCUUGAGAUGGGGACAACAGAUGCCCUAUGCCGUGAGUAUCAUGGUUGCAGACGAGGUUAAAAUCCCUGAAGGAUGUAAACCAUUUCUUCUUCCCAUUCAAAUAAAGAAGGGGCAAAAACUGAAGAAUGCAGAUGCUUUGAUCUGUUUGUCCAACCGGAUGCAGCAACUCGGCCUGAAGGUAGAGCCAACUCCGAUGAUAAACAUCCAUCAGGAUCCAUUGCAUAUGGUAAUUCAUAACAUGGCUCCCCAUAGUAUAUCUCUGCAGAAAGACACUAUCAUUGGUCUGGCUAUGGAUUCGGAGUAUUACACUUUUGGUUUCCAAAAUGAUGUUAUUGGACUGAUUCCUGAUGAAUACCUGACAGAAGAACAGGUAGUGGAGCAACAUUUUUCCUCAACACCUGAGGGGUUAUUUAAUAUCCACUCUGUUUAUCCUUUCAGCUCUGAAGAAGGUACAUGCCACAUUGAAGAAUCAUCAUUGAUUUUCAAUCAUGAGAUCGAUGAGAAGGAGUACGAGUCAUGCCAACCAGGAGAGGAUAAGGUACGCAAUACUCACAACGAUUUAACUAGUGAGCUUGAAGAAGCUUACGAGUUAAGUCAACCUGAAAUCUUUCCAGAAUUUCAGGAACGGGUGGAAGAGCAAAUCUCUGUGGCUGAUGCAUGUUCUGAGGAGUCGGAGCGUCAACAGCUAAAGGGGCUCUUCGCCGAAUUCCAGGACAUGUUUGCUAAGGAUUCUUACGACUGUGGGGAAACUAACCUACACGUUGCAAGAAUCCAAACGGAUCCCAAUGCACCCCCUGUAUAUGUUAAACAGUACCGACUUCCGCUGGCGGCAUAUGAGUCGCUAUCGGAAAUUGUCAAAAACUUGGAGAAGCGGGGGAUCAUCCGUCCAGUGCACAGCUCCUUCAACCAUCCUGUGCUUGGGAUUCUCAAACCCAAUGGUCAAUUCCGGCUCUGUUCGGACCUAAGGCAGUUAAACAAACGUGUAUACAUGUCCGGAUGGCCCGUACCAUAUAUUGACCAGAGUUUAGCGCAAAUACAGGGAUCCAAAAUUUUCACUGCUCUGGAUUGUGCGCAAGGAUAUUGGACAAUUAAAGUGGAUGAGAGGGAUCAAUACAAACUGGCCUUUACAUUUGGAAAGCAACAAUAUGCAUGGACCCGAUUACCUUUCGGGUACAUAAAUGCGGGUCAUGAGUUUGCUGUGUUCAUGCAUAAGGCAAUGCCUGAUGCCACUGAACGGGGUACCUUAUCCUAUGUGGAUGACAUCCUAAUCAAAAGUACAACUUUUGAGGAGCAUAUUGCGGAACUGAGGCAUGUACUAACCCAACUAAGAAACGCUGGUGUAAAACUUUCUUUACAGAAGGCUCAAUGGUGUCGUACCAAAGUCAAUUUUUUAGGUCACGAAAUCACUGCCGAUGGAAUUAACCCACAGAAGAAGAAAGUGGAAGCAGUGAUCAACACAAAGUCACCUACAAAUACCAAGGAGUUGAGAUCCUUCCUGGGCAUGAUGAACUAUUCACGUAAGUUCAUAGAUAACUAUGCCGAGAUUACAAAACCUCUUUUGCAGUUGCUGAAGAAAGGAGUAGAAUGGGAAUGGAGUGAACGUCACGAGCAAGCUGUGAAUGAGCUCAAAACCAGACUUAUCCAGGCCCCAUGCCUUGCCUAUCCAGAAGGUGGAAAACCCUUUUACAUUGAAACAGGCUUCACCAACAAAAGCGUGAGUGCAGUCCUUUUCCAAAAACAGGACAACCUAAACAAGAUCAUUGCCUAUGCCAGCAAGUCCUUAUCACCGGUUGAGGUAAAGUUCAAUGACUGUGAAAAAGCAUUACUGUCAACUGUGUGGGCUUUGCAAUAUUUCAGGAGUUUUAUCCAGGGCGAAAAGAUCAUUGUGGAAACCGCACACCAACCCCUGCAAUAUUUGCAGAGUGAUAGAAUCAAGGAUGGGAAUUUAUCAAACAGCAGGAUAACCGCCUGGACGAUGUCCUUAAUGGGAUGGCCAUUGGAAAUCAGGUACAAACAAAAUAAUAAGAAUCCAGUUGCUCAAGGAUUAGCCGAACUGCAUGAUUGUUCCAAUUCAGGACAUGAAGGUGAAUUACCACAAAAUGAUUUCCUGGAAGAGCAAUCUUCAUCUCCAUACAAGUCUUAUGAAGAAGAAUACUGCAAAUCCUUACCAUGUGUAUAUGUUGAUGGCUGUUCUUUCCAUACCGAUAUAGGAACUGAACGCACAUUGGUUGCAGGUAUCGGAAUCGUAUGGAAUAACACAUUCCCAGACAUGUCCGUCGGAUACAAAAUUGGUCCCAAAAGUAGCCAGUUCGCGGAGCUCACCGCUGUGUAUAAAGCUAUACAAAUGGCUAUUGAUUCUGGUCUUAAAGAGUUUGUUAUAAUCACAGAUUCUAAUUAUGUUCACAGUAGCUUCGUGGAGUACUUCCCUGGAUGGAAAAGGUCUAAAAUGGCAAGAAGUAACAAUAAGCCUGUCAAGCAUGGUAAAAUGUUCUGUAAGAUCGACGCGAUGGUUACCACCCAUGAUCUCACCAUUUACUGGAAAAAGGUAAGAGGUCACUCAAAAUCUCCAGGUAUAGAUAAGGAGGGGAAUGAUUUGGCAGAUUCCCUCGCUAAACAAGCAGCCAUUAAUGGAGAAGUUUUGGACGUGGAUGACCUCAUGGGAACUAUCCAAGUGGAUGCAAUGACAAGAAGACAGGCCCAAAAGGAAACCGAAGCCAAUGUGGCCCAAUGGAGCCAAGGUUCCCCAAGUGAGGACCUUAUCGCGAGUCAAAAGGGGGAUCCAGUUAUCGGUAUGUUUUACAACCACAUUGAAGAUCCACAGAAUUGUCCCGUCACUAUGGAAGACUGUGCAGGCAAAGAAGAGUUACGAAUUUUGAUGAAGGGUAAGUCCCAAUUCUCGUUACAGGAUGGAUUGUUGGUAAGAACCUCAAAGAAUGGUAUCUCACAAUGGGUAGUACCCACAGCAUACCGAGGUUUGAUGUUACAACACGCCCAUGACGCCCCAACGGCUGGUCAUCGAGGUGAGAAGUUAACGUAUGAAUUAUUACGGGAUUAUGCUUAUUGGCCUCAUAUGUUGCAAGACGUUCGCACAUAUUGUCAAGGAUGUUUAAUAUGCCCUCAAUUCCAGCCGCAAGCACCCACUCAUCGGGCACCGCUGAUGAAAAGAGGGAUGUCCAUGCCAUGGUCAGAUAUCCAGAUUGACUUUAUUGGACCAGUAACAACUUCAUCAAAAGGCAACAGAUAUAUGUUAACCGUGACUUGUCUAUUCACAAAAUGGGUAGAAUGUUUGCCUUGCAAGACUUGCAGUUCAAGUGUGUGUGCGUCUCUACUCAUUAACCACGUGUUUUCCAGGUUCGGUCUUCCCCAACGCAUCGAGUCCGAUCGCGGAAGUCAUUUCACUAGUGAGGUGAUGACAAAAACGUGGGAGAUACUAGGAGUAAAAAGGAAGCUACAUAUAGCUUACCGGCCAGCCUCUAGUGGUGGAGUGGAACGCUACAACCAAACAAUUGUCAACAUUCUAAAGAAAUUUGUUAAUGAAUCCGGAAGGAAGAUGGUGUUACCCCAGCAUUUACUCUACCGGACAACAGACCAAAAUUUGAUAAAUGCUUCAACAGCCCAUCAGUACAUAGAGAAUCUACGUAAGCACCUUCAGCAUGCUUUUGCAUUUGCCCAGAAGAAUCUGGAGAAAGCAGCCGUGAGCGCCAAAACCUACUAUGAUCUGAAGACUACUCAAAAGGAGUACCAAAUUUCCGAUCAGGUUUAUCUCUAUAACUUCGCCCGGGAUCAGGUGAAGGAAAGGAAGUUCCUGCCUUCCUGGAAGGGACCCUAUGUCGUCACUGACAAAUUGUCACCUGUGGUCUACAAGAUCAAAAUUCCAAAGGGGGAUGAAUUUAUAGAGAAAUGGGUGCACAUUAAUCAAUUACGUGUUUGUCAUCCUAGGUCACAACUUCGCCAAAUGGAAGGAUUGCCGGAUGAUGAAGAGUAAAGAGAUAACAAGGU